Messenger RNA from Ailuropoda melanoleuca (giant panda), 889 nucleotides. It is a transcript of the gene BOLA1, whose product is annotated as bolA family member 1. The transcript has 2 exons. Gene Ontology annotation, cellular component: mitochondrion. The coding region runs from base 173 to 586 and encodes 137 amino acids. The record is from RefSeq and is a predicted model, not a curated record. Lineage: Eukaryota; Metazoa; Chordata; Mammalia; Carnivora; Ursidae.
UACAGUUCCCGUGAGCCUUCGGGGCACCACGCGCGCCUGCCCGUUCUACUAUCGCGUAGCCAGGACUCCAUUUCCCAGCGUGCUUUAUGACGCGACGACCACCUUUGUCCGAGAACUUCAGGAGUCCGGUUCCUGAGCUACAACUGCGGUAGCCGAGGCUGAGCGGAAGCCGAUGCUGAGUGGGCAGCUGGUCGGGCGCCUGUUCUCCAUGGCCGGUCGUGUCUGUCUAUCCCGGAGCAGCGCAGGACUGGGGACCAUCGGUCCCGUCGAGGCUGCCAUUCGGACGAAGUUGGAGCAGGCCCUGAACCCCGAGGUGCUGGAGCUGCGCAACGAGAGCGGCGGCCAUGCGGUCCCACCAGGCAGCGAGACGCAUUUCCGCGUGGCGGUGGUGAGCUCUCGCUUUGAGGGACUGAGCCCCUUACAACGGCACCGGCUGGUCCACGCUGCCCUGUCUGAGGAGCUGGCUGGGCCGGUCCACGCACUGGCCAUACAGGCACGGACCCCCGCACAGUGGCAGGAAAACCCUCAACUGGACAUAAGCCCCCCUUGCCUGGGUGGGAGCAAGAAAACUCGGGGAACGCCCUGAGCCCCAAGAGAGGGAAGACUAGGAUUCUAAUGGUUUGGGAAUAAACUAUGGGCUUCCUUUCCUUCAGUACAGUCUGGUAUUUGCAAGGGAUAAGGACCCUUGUGUCCCAUUCAACCAGCACAUAUUCUGUGGAGAUAGCAGCUCAUUUCAGAUCAAAGCUUACCCAAGGGAAGAGUAGUGCCCUUGCCCUUUACUGCUUAGGAAAAACUGCCCAGGCAUUUCAUGUUGAAUUGUGACUGAGGAACCACCAGACCUGAUGAGUUGUAAAUAAUCCUGUACAUUAAAAGAUAAAUUAUCAUAGGA